Molecule: messenger RNA, 1461 nt
Organism: Fusarium poae
Lineage: Eukaryota; Fungi; Ascomycota; Sordariomycetes; Hypocreales; Nectriaceae
Exons: 1
Coding region: 1-1461 (486 amino acids)
Biological process (GO): circadian regulation of gene expression; entrainment of circadian clock by photoperiod
Cellular component (GO): nucleus; cytoplasm
Molecular function (GO): FAD binding; DNA binding
Source: RefSeq, a predicted model, not a curated record
AUGUCUAUAACCCAACUCCAGGCCGCAGGGAGUAAGCUUGGCCAAGUAAAAAAACCAUUACCUGCUCCCAAAAGUCUCCCAGACCCUGGAGACAUGCCUGUAAACUUCGAUCAAGAUGAGCCGGACACCAAGCCAGACUUCAAUUCGGAAAUCAGAACAGAAGGAGACAAAGCCUACACCAAGAUAGCUGGGCCGAAAGGUGACUUUGCCAUUGAAACAAUGGAGGAACUUGGCUUUCCAGCUGCAACCACUCCUCAUCGGGGAGGAGAAACGCUCGCGCUCAAGGCUCUCGACGAAAUCAUCGCAGACAAGAAAUACACGGCUACCUUUGAGAAGCCCAAGACCAGUCCAGCACAGUUCGAGCCACAGGCUACGACUCUGCUAUCACCGCAUCUGCACUUUGGCUCGCUCUCUGUGCGAGAGUUCUACUGGCGCGUCAAAGACGUCGUGGAUUCAUACAAGGGUGCUUCCUCGCCCCCCGAGAGUCUGAUUGGUCAGCUGCUCUUCAGAGACAUGUACUUUGCUGCUCAGGCCGCACUGGGGUAUGUCUUCUCACAGACAGCCAACAAUCCGUACUGUCGUUUCAUUCCCUGGAAUCUUCCCUCGAAAAGGGAUCCUGAGACGGGUCUCGUCACUGGAGAGUACCACGUGGACUCGGAAGAAGCAGAGAUCUGGUUCAAGAGAUGGAGGGUUGGCAUGACCGGGUUUCCCUGGAUCGACGCCCUGAUGCGGCAGCUCAAGGAUGAGGGGUGGAUUCAUCACCUUGGACGUCACGCCGUAGCCUGCUUCCUUACUCGAGGGGGCUGCUAUAUCGACUGGGAACGAGGCUGCGAGGUCUUUGAGGAAUGGCUUAUAGAUCAUGAGCCGGCAUGUAACGCAGGUAAUUGGCAGUGGCUAUCCUGUUCUGCCUUUUUCUCGCAGUACUUCCGCUGUUACAGUCCAGUGGCCUUUGGACAGAAGUGGGACAAGAAAGGAGACUUCAUCCGUCGAUACGUGCCCGAGUUAAAGGAUAUGGAUGCCAAGUAUAUCUAUGAGCCCUGGAAAGCUCCUCUGCAAGACCAAAAGAAAGCAGGUGUUCGCAUUAAGGGAGAUGGUCUGAACGAUGUCGAGGAGGGCACGUACCCCAAGCCGAUGUUCGAUUUUGCCAAAAGACGCGAUGUAUGUAUUUCUUCUAUGAAGGCUGCGUACCAGGUUGGUCUUCAUGGAAAUGAUGGCCAAGCACUCGAUGGGACGUGGCGUAAGCUGUUCCCUACAGACCGCGGAGAAGUGCAAGGGGAUGUUGAGAGUGACUAUGGAGAGCAUGCGGAUUAUGCAGAGGAUGGAGAGGGACAGUCUGAUAACGAGGCCAAAGAGGAAGGGGAGGGUAUAGCCUCUGUCAAGAAGGAAGAUGGCGAUACAAAGGGUAAGCGGAGUGCGAGACGACAUAGCACGGAAAAGGUAUCCAAGAAGAAGAAAGUAUAG